Molecule: messenger RNA, 1778 nt
Organism: Dreissena polymorpha
Lineage: Eukaryota; Metazoa; Mollusca; Bivalvia; Myida; Dreissenidae
Product: C-type lectin domain family 17, member A-like
Exons: 4
Coding region: 113-820 (235 amino acids)
Source: RefSeq, a predicted model, not a curated record
CGUUGUGCUAGUCACCCAGUCGCAGAAGGCUAUUUUUCAGACUUGUGAACAUUCAAACGAUUAUAUCAAACUCUGUGUUAAAAGCUGGCAUCGAGUAGUUCAUUUUUUAAAGAUGCGUACGAUAAUAUUUCAGAGUGCAAUUUGGUUCCUAAUUUUGGUAAUCGGUUUUAGUCAGGAAUUGUUGCGCAUGCACACAUUUUUACGGGAUGACGCACUGGUAAACCGUGUGUGUCCACUCAGCCAUCGCUCUAUGGACGUUCAUGCGAGUUAUAAGGAGCAAUGCUUAUCAAUGUGCGGAAACAUUCCCAGGUGUUUAUCAGUGUUUUUUGCUGAACAUUUCGGAAAGUGUAUAGGAUGCGCUCGUAAAUACCGAGAUGGUGCUUCGCUGCUGAAAAUGAAAGGAAUGAUACAUUUUAAGAAAGUGUCAUCGUGCGAUCAAGGCUGGAUUCAUUUUCAUGACUCCUGCUACUACUUUGCUCUUGACAAAUUGGUGACCUACAGAGGAGCUGAGGAACUCUGUGAAAAAGUAGAUGCAGACAUUGUUCUACCAAACGACGCGGCUGAAGACGAGUUUAUAGUCGGACAACUUUCGCUUGCUGCAGGAGACGGUAGGGCGUGGAUAGCAAUGCAAGAGAGAAACACUACAGGCAGCAAUUGGUAUGCGUCAUUCAGUCCAAACGACGCAAUCAUCUUCACGAAUUGGGCAGAUGGUGAACCACGUCGAGGUUAUCCCGACGAACCUUGUGCAGUGACCUUCCAUAAUAGAAAGCAUGGAUGGCAUGAUAUUUCUUGCAACAGUACCGAAUGUUGUUGUUUGUGAAAAAUAUAAUUACAAUUAAAAAAACUGUUUCUAAAGAAAAUAAGAAAAUAAAAGUAUUGCGUUUUUAAUUAGUUAAAAAAUAUACACGUUGACGUUAUAAUAGAUACACUUAAAACAUGCAUUUCAAACGGUUAACUUGACAGCCAUUAGAAUUGUACUUAAAAUAUUUAAGAAAAUUGUAACAUUUGUAUUUAGAACGAAACAUAUUGUAACGUAAAAUAGUACUAAGAAUACCUGCAAUUUAUUUGUUCUCAAUGUUAUUGUUUUUAAAAAAUAUUGCACAAAUGCGUGUGUGUAUGUUGUUUCGUAUUGUGCUGUUUCGUACUGUUUAGACAAUUGGUCACUUGUCUUAAAUAAAUGACCAACAAAUUGUAUAUAAUGAGAAGGCAAUACUGCUCCAGCAUAUGGAGUUUCACCUCUUUAUAUUGACAUUAAUUAUUGCUAUAUUUAGAAGACAGUAGUGGUGGGACACACUACAGAAACAUACCUUUGAUAUGGUAAGAUACCAAUAUCCUCGUGAUCUACAAUAACAGAGAAAGGUUAAAUCAAACGUGAACCUCAAUUAAAUAGCUCAGCAAAGCCCCAGUACAAACUGGGUGAAUGGUUUGAUAUUGGUUUCAAAGAACCCAAUGAAUUUGCGUAUUUGUUAAGCAAUUGACAUAUAUUAUACACGCAUUAAUAUUUAUAAUUUAGUGACCCUCCGUCACUGUCAUCAAGUAUGUACUUUAUUUUGCCGUAAUAUAUGCCUUAAUUUGUAUAAUUAUAUGCUUUCAAUUUUUUUAGCGCCUUUUAACGAUCAAUACUUCUAUCGAAAUGACUAAAAAGCGGGAUGCAAUUUUUUAGCCAUGAGCCACUUCCAAAAUGCAGUCCGAUAAAUGUUAUAAAUGCAUUGUAAAUGACAAUUUUAAAAAGGCAGUUAUAGUAACAUGCAUUAUUUACCUCCAAAAGUGAUGUAUUC